CCCUGUACACCAAACGUGUACAAAUGUACAGCACGUGUCUCGCCCUGUACAUCCUCUCCACCCUCGUCACGUGGGCGCGGUCAAACACGCCCUCCUUCUUCGUCGACGAGAGCCGACGGCAAUCGAUCCCCGUCGGCCGUUCCCAGUAUCGGCAACGGGAGGAGCUCCAGCAAGAACUCUUGCACAUGUUGGGGUUAGAGGACAGCAAGCCUAAAAUCAAAGCCAACGACAAAACGAUCAAGUCUGUCUCUGAUUUCAUGUUGGAUCUCUACGCGAAAAAUGCUGAGCCCGCGCGACUUAGAAACGCGGACCAACCCGUGUUUGAAUCGGAUAUGAUUAAAAGUUUCGCCAACUCGCCGAGAAAAGGCAGGCAUUUACGUCAUCAAAAAGAGCGUACUUUUUUCUUCGAUAUUCAAAUUUCAACGGGGGAGUACAUCAAAGCGGCGGAGUUUCGGAUCUACAAAGAAAUCUCGCGGGAAUUGACGAACGGGACGUUUACGUUGAAUUUGUACUCUCUAACCUUAGGCGAAGGCAGCGAAGGGAUAAAGGAGCUACAAGCUUCAUUGAGAGUAGAUUGGAAUACGGAAGGAUGGAUUGUGAUGAAGGCGACUGAGUGUGCUCAGUUGUGGUCACAUUUUCCGCACUCAAAUAUGGGACUUUACGUUGAGUUAUCGAAACAGGAAGGUCUAAACUAUACUUUAAAGGACAUAGGUGUCAUCGAUAGUAAAGGACCUUCGGAAAAACAGGCGUUUUUGGUGGCUUACAUGGGGGUGUGGCAGGAAAGAAGAUCAAGGAAGAAACGACAGGUCACGCUGACUCAAAGUACAACGACACCAACACCGUACAUCGACAGCAACGGAUUUUCCGAGUUCACGCAGUAUAAAUGUCAGAGAAAACAAUUUUAUUUAGACUUCCGAAGCAUUGGGUUGGACAGUAAGUUGAUUAUCGCCCCUGAGGGGUACUUCUCGAACUUCUGCGCAGGAGAGUGCGCGUAUCCCAUGAGCGCGCAGCUCAACGCCACCAACCACGCCAUUGUUCAGACACUGGUGCACAUGCUGAAACCGGAACUGGUGCCGCGGCCAUGUUGCGCCCCGACGCAGUACGACAGCAUCACCAUGUUGUACUACGACGGGAUGAGCGUGGUGAUGAGGAAGGUGAAAAACAUGAUCGUGCGGUCUUGCGGCUGUCAGUGAAAGACGAACGGGCAACGCACCUGAGAUAUUUAAUGGCGUAUGCUCUAAACGAGAGAAAAAAAAGGGCAUAUUGAUCAAACAAGCACACCUGGUUCAAAACAAAAAUGUGCAGAUAAACCAAGC
Physella acuta is the source of this 1316-nucleotide messenger RNA. RefSeq names its product bone morphogenetic protein 7-like. Gene Ontology annotation, cellular component: extracellular region. Gene Ontology annotation, molecular function: cytokine activity; growth factor activity. Lineage: Eukaryota; Metazoa; Mollusca; Gastropoda; Physidae. The record is from RefSeq and is a predicted model, not a curated record.